Messenger RNA from Amoebophrya sp. A120, 416 nucleotides. NCBI's taxonomy places the organism in Eukaryota, Dinophyceae, Syndiniales, Amoebophryaceae. The record is from the annotation of a GenBank genome assembly.
GCGAUCUUCUCGCAACGCGGAGCCGGCUCGCCCCGCGGGCGCUCUUUCAUGCGCGCCGCGCCGAAGCCCUUCCAGAACCAAAAGACGGCGGGGCGUUCGUCCUCUGGUUUGGCGUCCGUCUGCCGAACCAGUCCAGGGGGGCGCUUGCCGUGCCGGGCCAAUCCGCUCGCAGGCGCGCACACCGGUCCGGCGGUUGCGCCCGCGCCCAGGCCGGUCCUUCUUGUGGGGCUUUGGCCUGUUGGUGGUGGCCGAGGGGUCGUCUAGGUUCUCAAGGAAGUGGGUCCGCGCGUGAAGGGAGUGCGAUUGUGUUCACCCGGUGGGGCAACCAAGCAACAGCACCCCAUGAGAAAGCUCGAAGCGCCGGCGACGUCAUAUGUAGCGAGGCCAGGGGCAGCGGAAUGCGGGGAGAGAUCGGC